Messenger RNA from Danio rerio (zebrafish), 2545 nucleotides. Lineage: Eukaryota; Metazoa; Chordata; Actinopteri; Cypriniformes; Danionidae. The record is from RefSeq and is a predicted model, not a curated record.
GGAGUCAGACUUUGAAAAGCCACAAACCUCCUCUUGCUCUGUGCUUUGUGGAGGACGGCGUAAUCUUUCAGCUGCGCUACAGACGAAAGAUCUGAGCCACAAUGCCAGCCCCUGGUGUGUGUUUAAACAUUUUAUCGGAGCGUAAUGUCAAAGAUGGACAGGGAUUGGCCAAUAAUCCCGAAAAGUUCCUGGAUCAGGACUUCCAGCAGCUGAAGCAGUUCUGCCUGAAGGAGAGACUGAGGUUUAGAGACAACCUGUUCCCACCAGAGCUCAAAUCCAUCGGUUUGGGGCCUCUGAAGCGGGACGAUCUCUGGAAAGUGGUGUGGAAAAGACCAUAUGAACUGGUGCCAAACCCUGUUUACAUCGCUCAAGGCACUUCAAGGUUUGACUUCAUCCAGGGCAGAUUAGGGAACUGCUGGUUUCUGGCAUCUGUCGGAGCGCUUACAUUUCAGAAGCGCAUCAUGAAGCAGGUCAUUCAGGACGAUCAAACGUUCUCUGUGGAUUAUGCUGGAAUAUUUCACUUUAGGUUCUGGAGAUUUGGAUCAUGGGUUGAUGUGGUUAUCGAUGAUAAACUGCCAACUAUAGACAACCAACUUGUCUUUGUCCAGUCCAAAACACCGAAUGAAUUCUGGCCUGCUCUGUUAGAGAAAGCUUAUGCCAAAGUGUGUGGCUCUUAUGCGGAUAUGGACGCAGGGAACAUCUCAGAGGCUCUGAUGGAUUUCACCGGUGGUCCACACAUGACCAUUAAACUGAGUCAAGCGUCAGAUAAGCUGUGGGACAUCAUGAGACGAGCCGGCAAAUCAGAAUCACUGAUGGGAUGCGGCACUCCUGGAGGGCAAGCAGGUGUGCUGCAAAAUACUGUGUUGCCCAAUGGUCUUGUGGAAAUGCAUGCGUACACGGUCACAGGAGUCACAGAGGUUGUAUGUAAAGGUCGUCCAGUGAAGCUGGUGAGAAUUUUUAAUCCGUGGGGUUCUGGAGAGUGGAACAGAGACUGGAGCGACAGAUCUCCACUGUGGGAACUUGUACGUCCCGAGGACCAAAAAUACAAUGAUGUUCUCGACAAUGGAGAAUUCUGGAUGUCAAUGGAGGAUUUCUGCAGGAAUUUUUCUGAAAUGGAUAUCUGUUGUUCAGAUGUGAAUGUCCUUGCCGGAUCUCAAUCUUCCUCCUGGAAAACUGAAGUGCACAAGGGCCAGUGGGUGAUGGGGACAACAGCUGGAGGGUGUUCAAAUGACAUAGACAGUUUUUCGAAGAAUCCUCAAUAUCGUGUGACUCUUAAAGAGACUGUUGAAGAUCCUAGAGAUAAAUCCUCUGCAAAUCUCCUGGUGUCUCUCAUUCAGAAAUCUCACAAGAGGAACAGACACUUGGCCACCAAUUUCCACAUCGGCUUUAACAUUUAUGAGGUGCCAGCUCAUUUAAAGGACCAAAAGGAAAAAUUCCCAGCCUCGUUCUUCAGAAACGUUCGUGUUGUGGGAAAAAAUGAGUCUUUUCUUAAUGCUCGGGAGGUGAUGGAGUUUUUCAGAUUUAAAGCAGGCGACUACCUCAUCGUUCCCUCAACUUUCCAGCCCAAUGAAGCUUCGUCUUUCCUUCUGACGGUCUAUUCAAAGACAGAAACCAUCAUUGAAGACACUUCUGGAUACGGCAUCACAAGAACUAAGAUGAUUCCCAGAGAUAAUGAUGAAUCCUUCCAGCUGUUUCUGCAAUAUGCGGAUAAGUAUGGUGAAGUGGACGCUGAGCGGCUUCAGAAACUCCUGAACGAGAAUCUUCAUGCAGGACGUUCACAGAAAACAACAGGAUUCAGUGUGGAUUUGUGUAAGAGUCUGGUGGCGCUGAUGGAUCUCAGUGUCACAGGAAGACUCAGUGAAUUUGAAUGCCUUCGUUUGUGGAAACGAGCCGUUUUUCUAAAGGAUAUUUUCUACGACAUGGAUGUGUCACACACUGGAAGUCUCUCUGUCAAUGAACUCCGAAAUGCUCUUAAAGUUGCAGGGUUUGUAUUGAGUGACGGUAUGCUGAAUCUCAUGGCUCUCCGAUACGCUGACUCUAAUGGGGAAAUUUCUCUGGAAAACUUUAUUGUGCUCGUGCUGCGCAUGGACUGCAUGGCCAAAACAUUCAAGAGACUCUCUGCUGGGGGCCCAAACAUGAUGCUGGGAGAAAAUGAAUGGAUGCAUCUCACACUGUACUCAUGAGACAAAAAACAAGACUGAAAAAAUGGAUCCUGGCUGACUUCACUGCUCGCACGCAGCAAUAAAAUACACAAAUUUAAGAGUCAAAUGCAAACUUACCUUCAUACGUGAUAUGUUUUGCAUACGGAAGGUUUGCUAUCUAUAAUUUAUUUGAUUGUGCAUGCAGUCAUUGUUUGUUUUGUGCAUUUAAUUAAAUACGGAAUUAAUUUUGAAUUGUUUAAACAUUUUUAAUCAUUAAAAGGUUCAUUUAUAUUGCGUUAAUAACGGCUUCUUUAACAAGAUGCACAGAGCUCACAGUGUUUAACAUACAAACACAAUUGCUGAAGACUGCAUCUUUAUAUGAAUAAACCAAAGAUUAUGCCUCA